Strongylocentrotus purpuratus (purple sea urchin) is the source of this 3710-nucleotide messenger RNA. Its product is annotated as UDP-glucuronosyltransferase 1-8. The record is from RefSeq and is a predicted model, not a curated record. Gene Ontology annotation, molecular function: UDP-glycosyltransferase activity. Bases 300 to 1880 code for a protein of 526 amino acids. The transcript is spliced from 6 exons. NCBI's taxonomy places the organism in Eukaryota, Metazoa, Echinodermata, Echinoidea, Camarodonta, Strongylocentrotidae.
CCCACGCGCCAUUAAUAAUUGAUUGGUCCCUCUCACGCAAUACAUCGGAUUUGAAAAGUGCAAAAGGUCGAUGUUGUAUGAGUGGACAAAGAUUGUGGUUUUAGUCCCAUGUAUGGACGAGAAGCGCACCCGUUAGGAGUACAAAGCAAGUUGAUUUAACCCACAGCACCAAGGCCAAGGGUACAUGCAACAUCAUGAAACAAGUACACCACGAAGGCUUCGUGUAAAUACUUUGGAUUUGACGUAAUUCCAACAAGAAGUGGUGGUGUCUUUUGAAGCGGAGAUCAAGUUCUGACGUCAUGGUAAUUUUUAAGAGUUUUGUGUUGUCCUUGAUGGUAAUCACCAUCGAUGUCAUAAUUGUUACCAAUGGGGCCGAUAUCCUUGUAGCUCUGUUCAUGCCAGCGGCUUCUAGCCACACCAAAAGCAUGUCCGCCAUCGCAGGAGCGCUGACCAGACGCGGCCACAACGUGACAGUCCUCACCAGCUCAUUCGCAGAAACAAAAGGUUUUCAGAGGAACACCUACACCAGUGCCGUUCAUUACAAGUUCAACGAUGUCCCACAGGCCCUGGCCACUGAAAAAGUAAUACUGAAGCUCGCAUUUGAGACAAGCGUAAUUGAUAAACUGACGGCACUCGGGAAAGCGUUUUCCUUAAUGAGAAGCAGCUGUGAGAGCUUUUUUGAGGACUAUGAAAUGCUCGCUCUGCUUAAAAAAUCGAGGUUUGAUAUUAUCAUCGGUGACUCGUUUGAUGCUUGUGACGCUUUGCUCAGUAAUUUUCUUGGGGUACCAAACAUUGCAGUGACGACCUCGGCAAGGUAUCCAUUCUUUAAUGAACACCUGUAUGGAAUUCCAUCCCCGUCUUCGUACGUUCCUUUUGGCCUCUUCCCCCUAUCAGACAGAAUGUCCUUUUUCGAGAGAAUUUCUAGCUUCCUCGAACAUCAUGUUGCUAUUAAUCUCAUGGGGAUGAUUCAUUUCAGGGCUUUAAACAAGGUUAAAGACAAGCAUGGUAUCGCUCCAGGUCGAAGCAUCCCAGAUCUUAUAGGUGGAGCAGAGUUGUGGAUGAGCAUGUCGCACUUAGCCUUUGACUACCCUCACCCCACCGCUCCUAAUUGGGUGGCUAUCGGAAGUAUUGCCGAUGCUCCAGCGAAGCCAUUGGAAAAGGAAUUCAAAGCGUUUGUUGAUGGAUCGGGUGAACAUGGCUUCAUCGUAUUCUCACUGGGUACAUACUUUACAGAGCUUCCUAAGGAAGAAAUGGCAGAGGCCUUUGCGAGAGUCUUCAGUGAGCUUCCACAGAGAGUCAUCUGGCGGUAUACUGGGCCACAUCCUCGUCACCUUGGUAACAACACCAUGAUUGUCGACUCCUGGUUGCCACAAAGUGACCUUGUUGGUCACCCGAAAGCCCGACUUCUGAUCUAUCAUGGAGGACUUGCAGGAGUCAUGGAAGCCAUUUACCAUGCCGUUCCCAUGGUGAUAAUGCCGAUUUUUGGCGAGCAGGAAUCAAACGCCCUCAGAGUCGAGGUCAGGGGAAUGGGAAAACGGCUUCAGAAGGACUCUCUAUCGUACGAGAUAAUUAAGGCGGCGGUGACUGAAGUGAUGGACAAUCCAAGUUACUCAGAAAAUAUCCGAAGGUCUUCGAGACUUUAUGCAGACAGGCAGACUGAAACAGAUGAAACCGUUGUCUUCUGGGUGGAACACAUCCUCAAAUUUGGAGGGUCACACUUGAGAUCUAGAGCCUUGGAACUCAGCUUCAUCCAGCUUCAUUCGAUCGACGUUCUCGCUUUCAUCGUUGGGAUCGCACUCGUCAUCGUUUUACUUAUGUAUGCUUGUUGUAAACGAUGUUUAUCUUGCUGCUCGAAAAAAAGGAAAUCAAAAGUAGAAUAAAUGUGUAGGUGUUAUCUUUUUCUAUAUGCCCGUAUGUGACAGACUUUAAACGGACGAAAUACUUCAGCUGGCAGUAUUGCAGAAAAUAUUGUAGCGGGUUAGCAAAAAUGGUCUUUUCCCUAAUUUUAGCACUGUAAACAAAACAUAAUGGUCUGUGGACGGGACUACUAUAUUUCACAGUUUCACGGAAGACACAGUUGGUGAUUUAAUCUUUCAAACAGUGGUAACAUCACUCAUGUAAAUCCUAACCAAUGCCCUAGAAGACAAUAAUUAUUCUGCUAGUUUCCUCAGUAAAUUACCUUUAAAAUAGAAAUCAUUUAUAAUUGGGAUACAUCCAUACUAAUUAUUUUCUGAGUGUUAAUUCAUGAAAACGUACAUGUAUUAUGUAGUAAGAUUCGAAAGUUGACUUUGUAUGAAUAUUCAUACCCGCGUAAGUUUAAUAACCAAUCAGCAUGUUUUAUAUGCUUCACGUAAUUAGACUACGCAGCCCCUGAGGGUAUAAAUGGGAGUGUCGAGCUGUCAAUCUUACUCAGUUUCCACUCUCAUUGGAUUACCGAUUUGACACCACGCCUCCGCAUUGUUAUCUACCCAGUUGUCUCAAAUUUAUAAGGUGAAUUACCACAGACUUCAGUAAAAACAUGAAGUUUGGGAUAGAGAGGCUUUGGCCAUUUGUCACGUGAUGUCACCAGUGCCUUAAAAUAUGAGGCAUUCUUUAGAUUAAGAUUAAGAUUAAGAUUUACAAUGUAGGUUAAAUUUAACUCUUAGUUUAUUUAUAGUGACACGACAAUUUAAACUUGUUUAAUAUUUUAUACCUGUACAUACAUGUAGAUACCUAGUUAAUGUAUCUGUAUAUAGAGGACAACGGCAGUCAGUCCUUUACCUAAUUUAGCAAUGCCUUUGCUCCUAUAUGUAAAUAUAAUUUAAGUAGUUGAUCUAAAAACAAUGUUGUGAAUCACAAACUCUCUCUCCCCUCUCUUUCUCUCUUGACACUCAGGAUUUGUACAGUUAGAAACCUUGAAUAAAUGAUUACUUAAGAGUUUAUUACAGCUAAUAACAAUGUGUGACAAUUAUCGAUAGUGGACAGUCAAAUGUAGGUUUAGCACUGAAUUACAGACACCAAGGAACGAAUUCUUAGAUAAACCGGUUGUCUUUGGAUUGAAGUGCGUUUAAAACUGAUUAAAUAAUUCUGGAAGUUAGCGAUAAGUAUAGGAAUUGAGAAUUCGUAGAUCUCAUCGUAGAGACCUUGGUAUUAAAAUUCACAUGGGUAGCCGACAAAGUGAGCUAGCAUUUUAGACUAUGGGUGGAUAGACCCUUUAGUAAAAGAACCGUUGAGCAAUGACUACGAAGGUAUAGGUUAUGCUGUUGACAAUAAGAAGAUAGGCAUUUGAAUAUUUGGACUCAAACUUUGAAUGGAGUGAUUAUUGGAUGGCUGCUGGUCAGCCUGGAUUGAUCGUAAGUUGAAGAGGCUAUGUGGUGUUUUGCCCGGAAUAGAAUCAAUUUCUUAUGUUUUUCGUAGAAAAGAAAUGGUACAAUUUGGAGUAGAAUUCAGUUGCUAGAGAUCUAAUAUUGUUACAUCUUAAACCUGUCCCUAGAACUGUUUACAUAAUACAGCAUACAAUCCAUACUUAAGCUAGCAUCACUUAGGUAAAUUAUUUGUUGUUGGGAAAAAGUGACACUGCAUCUGUCUGUAAUGUACAUUUAAACUCUUGUACUAUUUGCAUUGUAUACAUACUUGAAUGUAAUAACGUUGACAUGAAUUAGGCACGAAAGCCUCACUGUUAGUUGAAAUCUAUUAAUAAAGUGUUACUUGUUGUUAUUUGUUCACCUGAA